CGCCCAGCUCGCUGACAACGUGCUGCGAUUCGCAGCGCUCGGCGGCGAUGUGGCGAACGUUACGGCCGUGACGACGACGUCGACGAUGGCGACGUCCAGCGAGCUGGCGGACUUUUACAAUGACUCGAUGUUCAACGGGACGACGCAGGAACAGUUCAACUUCACCGUGCAGCCACCGGACCUGACGAGCGGGCGCGCAUGGUGGGCGGUGAUCCUCAUCGUAUUUCCGCUGCUGACAAUGUUUGGCAACACGCUCGUCGUGCUGAGCGUUUACAAGGAACGCAGCCUGCAGUCGGUAACCAACUACUUCAUCGUUUCGCUGGCCGUUGCUGACAUCAUGGUCGGCACGCUCGUCAUGCCGUUUGCAGUCUACAACGAGAUCAAGAUGGGCAUCUGGGAGCUGGGCGUUGCUGCGUGCGACAUUUAUACUGCGAUGGACGUAACAGCUAGCACGUCUUCGAUUUUCAACCUAGCGGCGAUCAGCGUAGACAGGUAUACAUCGAGCUCAUCGCUGUCACGCAGCGAUCAAUAUGCAAAGCAUAACAACAAAUGUCGAGGCCGCGGGCCACCGCCGCCAUCGGGCAUCCGAUAG
Messenger RNA from Priapulus caudatus, 592 nucleotides. RefSeq names its product dopamine D2-like receptor. Gene Ontology annotation, cellular component: membrane. Gene Ontology annotation, biological process: adenylate cyclase-activating adrenergic receptor signaling pathway. The transcript is spliced from 4 exons. Lineage: Eukaryota; Metazoa; Priapulida; Priapulimorpha; Priapulimorphida; Priapulidae. Gene Ontology annotation, molecular function: G protein-coupled receptor activity; dopamine neurotransmitter receptor activity, coupled via Gi/Go. The record is from RefSeq and is a predicted model, not a curated record. Bases 86 to 592 code for a protein of 168 amino acids.